Molecule: messenger RNA, 1123 nt
Organism: Plutella xylostella (diamondback moth)
Lineage: Eukaryota; Metazoa; Arthropoda; Insecta; Lepidoptera; Plutellidae
Source: RefSeq, a predicted model, not a curated record
UUUUUUACAGUAAAUCACCUGUGCAGUCGCCGCCGCCGCCGCCGCAGCUGCCCGGGUGAGUACAAAGUACCUUAACACUUCAUUUCUCACAUCCACAUGUUUGGACGACAAACAAUUUCACAAUCACGCAGCAAAUUGCUGGCUAACCACUUGCGAUAUAUGGUUUUACAGGGCCAUGCCACCGACGACGCCGCCGGUGGUGCCGCCGCCGGUGGUGCCGCCGCCGGUGAUGCCGCCGCCGGUGAUGCCGCCACCGGUGAUGCCGCCGCCGGUGGUGCCACCGCCGCCGGGUAGGGAGAGAGCAACGGCGCCGCCGGUGGUGCCGCCGCCGCCCCCGCCCCAACCGCACAGAUACCGGUAUGUUUCGGUGCCCGCACCGGCGCCGUACCCGGCCUGGCCUUUGCCACCAUUUGCGGUGCCGCUGCCGGCGCCGUAUGCGCCGUGGCCGACGGAGGUGGCGCCGCCGUUCGCGGCUAGGGCCUCGCCAGCGGCUGACCAGCCAUCGACGACACCGCCGGUGGUGCCUCCGCGGCCGGCUGCCCAGCCGCCACUGGCGCCGUCGCCGCCGGCUGCCCAGCCACCGUCGCCGCCGGCUGCCCAGCCACCGUCGCCGCCGGCUGCCCAGCCACCGUCGCCGCCGGGACUGCCGCCACCCCGCCUCGCGCCCGCUCGCCUACCGAGAUAUCAGUACCGGUACAUACCGGUUCCGUCGUACCCCCCGUGGCCGCUGCCUCCAUGUGCGGUUCCGCUGCCGGCGCCGUAUGCGCCGUGGCCGCCCACGGAGGUGGCGCCGCCGUUCGCCAUGCCCGCGCCUUGUUUCAGCUACAUGGAUGCUGCGUCGUCGCCGCAGCCGCCUACGCCAGCGCCGCAGCCGCCACCGCCUGCGCCGCAGCCGCCUCCACCUGCGCCGCAGCCACCUCCGGCUGCACCGCAGCCGCCGCCGCAGCCGUUUAUUUGCUUUGUGCAGAGCCCGCAAUGGUGGCAAGGGCCCUCGGCGCGUGGUCGGGGGCGCGGCGGGCGCCUUGGCCGCGGGAGCGGCGGGGGUGGGCGCGGCGGGCGCGGUCGCGGUCGUGACACCUUUGGUCGGUGGGUAUACUUAAUAAAUUAAGUAAACCCACGCCAU